Messenger RNA from Hevea brasiliensis (rubber tree), 2300 nucleotides. RefSeq lists its product as uncharacterized. Gene Ontology annotation, cellular component: endoplasmic reticulum; Golgi apparatus. The transcript has 10 exons. The coding region runs from base 121 to 1899 and encodes 592 amino acids. The record is from RefSeq and is a predicted model, not a curated record. Lineage: Eukaryota; Viridiplantae; Streptophyta; Magnoliopsida; Malpighiales; Euphorbiaceae.
ACGCUUUUAAAACCAGACCCACCCUCUUCUCCUGUAUUUUUCUCUCUCGCUUGUCGACGUGUAAACAUAUUACAGUUUCUCUCUGUCGUUUUUGGAGAAAAACUGCCGUUUCUACGAGUCAUGGAUGAGAACGCAGCUCAUGCGGAUCGUUUUCUCACAGAAGAAGAACAAAUGUACAUCCAUGAUGACUAUACAAAGCAAAACGACGGCGAAUGGCAAACGGUAUCCUAUCACAAGCGAAGCAGGAAGCAUUCGAAACUCCCACCGCCGGAGAAUUCCUCCGGCUUUCAUUGCAAUGGUAUCACCGCCACUAGUCCGGAUGUGUUCCGCUCCAUUGAGCAAUAUUCUGAGGAUCGCCGACAGAAAAUACUCGAGGCGCAGCGAGCCUCCGCCGCUGUCGGUGAAUAUUCCGUCUCAGGGAACGGAUCGAAGGAGCAUUCCAAUGACGACAGAGACAGCGAUGCCGAAGCUCCUGGCGGAGGUGCCAACGGGGAGACUAAGAAGGUGAAGGCAAAGAAACCAAAGAAGCCAAAGGUGACGGUGGCGGAGGCGGCUGCGAUGAUCGAUGCUGGUGAACUUGGCGCGUUUCUUGUUGAUAUAACCUCAUCAUAUGAGACGCAGCAGGAUAUACAGCUAAUCCGAUUUGCGGAUUACUUUGGAAGGGCGUUUGCAUCAGUAAGCUCGGCGCAAUUCCCUUGGUUGAAGACCUUCAGAGAGGCCUCAGUGUCUAAGUUCGUUGAUAUUCCUCUUUCUCAUAUAUCUGAAGAUGUUUACAAGAUAGCUGUGGAUUGGCUUGGCCAGCGAUCUCAUGAAGCACUUGGGUCCUUUGUGCUGUGGUCAUUGGAUAGCAUUUUUGAGGACCUUGCUAGUCAUCAAGCAGCUGCCAAGGGAUCCAAAAAAGUGUCGCAGCAAUUACCAUCAAAGUCUCAGGUAGCUAUAUUUGUUAUUUUAGCAAUGGCAUUACGAAGAAAGCCUGAUGUAUUGAUCAAUUUAUUACCAAUAAUAAGAGAAAAUCCAAAAUAUCAAGGACAAGACAAGCUUCCAGUCACAGUGUGGAUGAUUGCUCAGGCAUCCCUAGGAGAUUUGGUAGUGGGGUUGUACAUGUGGACGCAUGUUCUCUUGCCUAUACUGAGUGGUAAAUCAAGCAGUAAUCCGCAAUAUAGGGACUUGAUCUUGCAGUUGGUUGAGAGAAUUUUGUCCUUCCCAAAGGCACGACCAAUUUUACUAAAUGGUGCCAUUAAAAAGGGUGAACGCAUAGUGCCCCCAUCAGCUUUUGAACUUCUGAUGAGAGUGACAUUCCCAGCUCCAUCAGGUCGAGUUAAGGCAACUGAGAGGUUUGAAGCUGUUUAUCCAAUCUUAAAAGAAAUUGCUCUUGCUGGUUCCUCUGGAAGCAAAGCAAUGAAUCAAGUUACACAGCAGAUAUUGAACUCUGCAUUCAAAGCUGCUGGAGAAGGUGUCCCUGACCUAUCAAGAGAAGCUAGUGAUGUUUUUAUUUGGUGUUUGGCACAAAACUCUGAAUUUUACAAGCAAUGGGACCUGUUAUAUCUGGGUAAUCUUGAAGCAAGUGUAAUUGUUCUGAGAAAGCUGUCUGAUGAAUGGAACGAGUACUCUGUUAAACAUCCUAAUCUCGACUCAUUGAGGGAAACUUUAAAGAGUUUCAUGCAGAAGAAUGAGAAAGCAUUGGCAGAGGUAGAAGAUGCUGGCCACCAAGCAUCAUUAAGAGAAGCUGACAAGUAUUGCAAGGUGAUUUUGGGACGGCUAUCAAAAGGCCAUGGCUGCAUUAGGACCAUGUUAUUUUUGUCUAUUGCAUUGGCUGUGGGUGCUGCUAUCGUGUCCCAACGUGCAAUCUUGGGAUUUGUAGAAAUUUUGUUUGCAGUAUUCAACGUACCAACUUUAUAAGCCCAUUCUGGAGAUUGGAGAGGAUCAUCAGCAGCCAAUGGCUCUCACGAGUGCCGUUUAUCAAAGUAUAGCCGGGUUAGUUCAGUUCCUCGAGUAGCUUAUUGUGAAGUGGGCAGAGGUGAGGAUUAUAACCCAUAAGAAAUCUAAGGAGUAGGAGGAGGAGCAGAAGCAACAAUAGUAGCGGCCGAAUGGAGCUUCCUAGUGGCGGUAACAGUAGUGGUAGCAGCCCAAGUUAAUUGGCUUACGUAUUACAGAGUGUUGUGUGUUGUUUAGGGCUUCUAGCUGGGUUAACCUGUUUAUCCUCUAUGAGUAAUUUAUAGUGGUUUGUGCGUGUUAAAGUUUUGAACAUGAAAACGAUUUUUUUUUUUUUUAAUGAAAUUCGCUGUUAUUGCUUUUCUUCA